This is a messenger RNA of Protopterus annectens (West African lungfish), 954 nucleotides long. RefSeq names its product olfactory receptor 6B1-like. Gene Ontology annotation, cellular component: membrane. Gene Ontology annotation, molecular function: olfactory receptor activity; G protein-coupled receptor activity. Gene Ontology annotation, biological process: G protein-coupled receptor signaling pathway. NCBI's taxonomy places the organism in Eukaryota, Metazoa, Chordata, Ceratodontiformes, Protopteridae. The transcript has a single exon. The record is from RefSeq and is a predicted model, not a curated record. The coding region runs from base 1 to 954 and encodes 317 amino acids.
AUGGAAGAGCAGAACCUUACAGCUUCUCACCUUACAUACUUUAUUAUUGCUGGAAUCCCUGGUCUCAAGGACUGGAAAACACAGACUGCACUGUUUGUUAUUUUCUUCUUAAUAUACACCAUUACAAUCAUAGAGAACUUUGUUUUCAUUAUUGUAAUAGCAUUUGACCAUGCUCUACACUCCCCAAUGUACCUGUUUAUUUGUAACCUGGCCUUUCUAGAUCUUGUCAUUCCUUCUGUUACCAUCCCAGAGAUGCUAUACUAUUUAAUAACUGAGGACAACUCUAUUGCUUUUGGUCCAUGCAUUAUGCAAAUGUAUUUAUACCUUUCUUUUUUAAUAACAGAAAGUUUCACUUUGGUAAUUAUGGCCUAUGAUCGAUACCAGGCCAUAUGCAAUCCAUUGCUUUAUCCCACUAUCAUAACCACCAAGCAUGCCUUCAGAUUGUGUGCUUUCUGUUGGACAAUAGGCAAUAUGGAAGCUAUACUCCGUGUAUGUUUUGUGAUGUCUACAUCCUUUUGUGGACCAAAUAAAAUUAAAUAUUUUUGUUGCGAUUAUUCAUCCAUCAUAUUGCUGGCCUGUGCUGAUGUCUCUAUUCAAAGUGCGUAUGAUAAGAUUAUGUCUUUAUGCAUUAUUUCAGUUCAGCUGUUUCUUGUUCUAUUUUCCUAUGGAAAAAUCAUUAUUGCAGUAUCUAGAAUUACUUCUGCUGAGGGUCAGAGGAAAGCCUUUUCUACCUGUGCCAGUCAUCUUCUUGUUAUUGGUGUUUUCUUUUUGGCUCUGGCUUUUGUCUUAAUUUCUUACGGGGUGCCAGAAAUUUCAGCCCAAGUACGUACUCUGGCUUCUAUCAUGCAGAAUACUAUUCCUCCUCUGGUGAAUCCAAUCAUCUACUGUGCAAAAACAAAAGAAAUCAGAACCAGUAUAGCAAAACUAAUUAACAAAAGCAAGACAAGUAUUUGA